This is a messenger RNA of Cladophialophora yegresii CBS 114405, 1026 nucleotides long. RefSeq lists its product as uncharacterized. The coding region runs from base 1 to 1026 and encodes 341 amino acids. Gene Ontology annotation, molecular function: oxidoreductase activity. The record is from RefSeq and is a predicted model, not a curated record. The transcript is spliced from 2 exons. Lineage: Eukaryota; Fungi; Ascomycota; Eurotiomycetes; Chaetothyriales; Herpotrichiellaceae.
AUGUCUCAGCAAUACGCAAAAGAUCAGCCGGAAGGGUUCAAGAACCGCGUCCAGAACAUUGCGAUCGUGGGUGUAAGCGGCAAUGUCGGCGAGUACAUGGCCAAAUCGCUGCUCCAAACAGGCAUGCACCACGUCACGGCCGUGACCCGCGCGGACUCCCCCUCCCUCGCCAACAUGCCCGCCGGCCUCACGAUCAAGAAAGUCAACUACGACGAUCCAAGCACCCUGAUCGACGCGCUCACAGGCCAAGAUGUGCUCAUCAUCACCAUGGCCGUCACCGCCCCACCCGACACGCAGGACAAACUGAUCGACGCGGCCGCCGCGGCGGGCGUGCCCUGGAUCCUCCCCAACGAAUACAGCAGCGACCCAACGAACGAGUCCAUGCAAAAGGACAUCCUGCUCGGGGACGGGCGCGUCAAGGCCCGCCAGCGCAUCGAGCGCCUGGGCGUCAGCAGCUGGAUCGGCUUCUGCUGCAGUUUCUGGUACGAGUACUCUCUCGCGGCCGCAGCGGGGACGUUCGGCUUCGACUUCGCGGGCAAGAACCUUACCUUGUACGACGAGGGGACCACGCGAAUCAACGCGACGACGUGGGAGCAGUGCGGGCGCGCGGCCGCCGCGCUGUUGAGUCUGAAAGUGUUGCCUGAGGAUCCCACUGACAAGGCGCCCACGCUGUCCAUGUUCCGCAACGACCACAUGUAUGUGUCCUCAUUCUUGGUCUCGCAGCGGGAUAUGUUCGAGUCGGUGCUGCGCGUCUCGGGGGACAAAGAGGACGCGUGGACUGUCCGACACGAGGACGUCAGGGAGCGGUAUCGGGCUGGCGUGGAGGAGAUGAAGGCCGGCGACAGGAUGGGGUUCGUCAAGUUGCUGUAUGCGCGCGUCUUCUUCCCGGGGGACGGCGACUACGAGUCGAAGAGAGGGCUGCAUAACGACAUCCUAGGCCUGCCGAAGGAGGACUUUGACGAGGCCACCAAGCGCGCGCUUGAUAUCGUGGCUAGAGGUGGGCCAUGGGUUCCCGAGCGCCGUUGA